AUUUGGUCCCUAGUCCUCAUCACUCAUGUCCCAUGCAGCACCCUCUGUUCUACAUGUUGCUGAUCCUUGAAGCAUCGCCACUCACCAAAGUCCAUACCAAACCAUUGCCAUCCAACCACACAGGAAAAGAACUGGCCCUACCCACAGCUUCGUCGUCGUCCUUCACCCACACCGCACUAGUCACUAGCCAGUGCAGCGCUCGAGAACGAUGACGACGAGCCCCACGCUCGCGCGGAAGGCCAAGCUCAAGACCCACCUCGUCUCCGCCAAGGCCAAGCUCAAGCUCCACGUCACCCCGCGCCGCGUCGUCCUCCUCGCCGCCGCCGCCUGCUCUGUCUUCCUCAUCCUCUCCACCCUCCGCACCCUCCACUCCGCCUCGCGCCGCGCCGCCACCCCCGCCGCAGCCUCCACGCCGGCGGCCGUCGCUGCCGUCCACCACGCUCAGCACGAGCAGGAGCAGCGGCGCCAGGAAGAGUGCGGCGGCAAGGCGGUGCCGGCGUCCGUCGCGGAGGCGCUGGUCCACUACGCCACGUCCGGCGAGACGCCGCGCCAGACGGAGGCCGAGGCCGGCGCCGCCGCGCGCGUGCUGGCGGCGCGCGCGCCGUGCAACCUCCUCGUGUUCGGGCUGGCCCCCGCCAGCGCGCUCUGGGUGGCGCUCAACCACGGCGGCCGCACGCUCUUCCUCGAGGCGGACGCCGGCCGGAUCGCCGCCGCCCGCGCCGCGCACCCUGCCGGCGUAGACGACCUCCAGGCCCACCCCGUCGCCUACCACGACCAACACGCCGCCCAAACCACGGUCUCCGACGACCUCCUGCUCCUCCGCAACUCCUCCGACUGCGCCGGCGCCUCCCCGCCGAAGCCCCUCUCGCCGGACGACGUGGAGCGGUCGGCGUGCCCGCUGGCGCCGCGGGGCCUGCCGGCGGCGUUCUACGAGGCGGAGUGGGACGUGAUCGUGGUGGAGGCGCCGGCGCCCGGUGCUGUGUACACGGCCGGCGUGGCGGCGCGGGCGCGGCGGCCGGGGGCGGGCGAGACGGACGUGCUGGUCCACGGCGUGGACGGCGCGGCGGAGGAGAGCUUCGCGAGGGCGUUCCUGUGCGAAGGGUACAUCAAGGAGGAGGCUGGCAGGCUCCGUCACUUCGCCAUCCCGAGCCACAGGGGCAAGGAAGCCAUGCCAUUUUGCCCUUGAGAGAUGGUCAGAUAUGCUGAUGACGUUAAUUACUGAAGUUAUUGUUUUUGUUUCUGGUGGAACAACUUUUGACACUACGUGAUGUGUGUAUGCGUGACUUCAUAAUGAGAUUUCUGUAAUUUUGUCAAUGUUUAUGUAUAACAUUGGGGAAUGGGAUAUGGAGUGCUAUGAACUCCAGGAUGACAAAAUGAACACUUCA
Molecule: messenger RNA, 1385 nt
Organism: Setaria italica (foxtail millet)
Lineage: Eukaryota; Viridiplantae; Streptophyta; Magnoliopsida; Poales; Poaceae
Product: glucuronoxylan 4-O-methyltransferase 3
Exons: 1
Coding region: 209-1186 (325 amino acids)
Biological process (GO): xylan biosynthetic process
Source: RefSeq, a predicted model, not a curated record